This is a messenger RNA of Clunio marinus, 2094 nucleotides long. The record is from the annotation of a GenBank genome assembly. NCBI's taxonomy places the organism in Eukaryota, Metazoa, Arthropoda, Insecta, Diptera, Chironomidae.
AGUUAGCAAUUGAGGAAAUUUCGUAGGAAUCUCGGUAGUCAGCAAUUAAAGAGUCAUCAAAAAUUCUAAAAGAAAUAAAUAAAAGUUUCUAAAUGGAUAAACAUCCGCCAGAUUUAUAUAUUUUCAAAAAUUAAACACACCAGUAAUUAAAGUUAAAAAAUAUCAAUUGUUGCUUAAAAAAAUUUAAAAAAUGUCACAGAGCAACAUUGUCCCUGUAAAACUUCUCAAAAUUGGUACUUAUGAAAAAGAAGAUAUAGAAAUUUGGUGUACAUCGAACAGCAUUACAUUUCCGAUCACUGAAAAGAUCAAUGUAGAAAUAAGAAAACAAGAAGUAUCGAGUCUAAAGCUUGAUCAAGAAUGUAAUAAAACUUUCAAACUGUAUUUGCGUCCAUCAAAAAUCAAGGAAAUCUCUGAAUGCUUACCUGAAGGUUACACUUUUUCCAUACCAAAACAAAUAGGAUUUUUCAUAGAACUAAAAGCAGAUGAAACAGAGGAUCAAAAUAAAAUCUACAUCGAUAAUAUAUUUAAUUCGUUGGAAAAGAAUUCCCAAGCCUUGGAUUCUUUACAAGAUAUUAAUAAAAGUAUUGUUGACGAUGAUUCUUCUGAUGAAUAUCUUCCUCCACAUCAUAAGAAAUCAAAAAGUCCAAGACACAAUAAAGUGAAGAAUAAAAUGCUCAAUCAGAAUGAAAUUGAAUCAAUUCGUUCAUUGCGCUCAGAACGCAGAAGAAAAAAUGUUAAAAAUUCAUCAAACAAAUUUUCAAUGGACGAUUUUUAUGAGGGAGAUGAUAUUCCACAACAACUUCUUUCUGAUAAUGAACAAAUGCUAGAUGUUUGUGAUGAUAAGACUGAUCAUAAGGCUGCUAUGUCAAUUCUUGAUUUUUAUGAUGAUGCUAGAGAAUUGCUUAAUUAUAGAAAUACUUUGAUAUCAAUGGAAGAUUACAAAUCACUUCAAUAUAGUGGCUUACUGACAAAUGGUGUGAUUGACUUUUAUCUGCAAUAUGUUUAUCACGAACUUUUGUCAGAGGAAAUGCAAGCAAAAAUCCACAUCUGUAGUGUCGAUUUUUACUCAUCAUACGCAAUAGAUCCGAACUUUUCAGGGUGGAAGAGCGAUGGAAGUAAAGCUGUUGAUAAACGCUAUAAUUUUGUCAAAGACAUUCCAUCGAAUCAAUUUCUAAAUUUUUUUGAAAAAGAUUUCAUCGUUUUUCCAUGUAAUGUGAGGGAACAUUGGCUACUGGCGAUUGUUUGCUAUCCGAAAUUAAAUGGUGUUUUAAGAAUCGAAGACGGCGUUCGUGUAAGCCUGGAAGAAGCAAAACGUAACAUUAAAGAUCCGUCAGCUGGAAAACCAGUAAAGCAGUCUUGCAUUUUGAUCUUUGAUUCAGUGAAAAAAAGUGCCAGAUCAACUGUUGUUAUCCAACACCUUCGGAACUUUUUUGUCUCGGAAUAUAAAGCUAAAUAUGGUCGUUUGUUUGAGUUUUCUGCAGUUAAUCUGUUUGGAGCUAGCUUGAAAGUUCCUUACCAAGAUAAUGCAACAGAUUGCGGCCUUUUCCUUUUGGAAUUCUUUGAACAUUUUUUCAUUAAAUCACCAAUUGAAGAUUAUCGUUUACCUCUUCAGUUAGAUAAUUGGUUUGAUUCCGACAUCAUAUUAGACAAACGGGAACAAAUAGCGACUGUGAUCAAAAGUUUGAUGGUGACACUUCAUCCAGGUCAGGAUAUUCUUUCGGAACUUCCUCCUCUGAAAUUUCACGCUGAUACAAUGGAUAUAGAAACAAUAAAUUUAGAGGAAGAUAAGAACCUCGUCAGCAAUAAUAAUGAAGAAACAUUCAAUAAUAAUAACGACUUUAAUGUUAUUGAUAAACAUAAAAGUGAAGAAAGCGAUACGCUGCUGACAGUUGAAGAUGCAAAUGCACAGGAAUAAUUUCACAAAUUUUUUCUUCAUUGAUUGAGAACCUAAGGAUUUAACAAUAUUUUCCUUAAUUAUUAGAGCUUUUUUUCUUAAAUUCAUUUCAAGUUUUUCUAUUCUGUUUAUUAAAUAUAAAUUCUAAAGAGAUUGUUCUAUUGGAAAAUAAAACAAUUGAAGAAAAGUAUAAAAUAUGU